Telopea speciosissima is the source of this 3023-nucleotide messenger RNA. Its product is annotated as putative disease resistance protein At1g50180. Gene Ontology annotation, biological process: defense response to other organism. Gene Ontology annotation, molecular function: ADP binding. NCBI's taxonomy places the organism in Eukaryota, Viridiplantae, Streptophyta, Magnoliopsida, Proteales, Proteaceae. Bases 65 to 2791 code for a protein of 908 amino acids. The transcript is spliced from 2 exons. The record is from RefSeq and is a predicted model, not a curated record.
UUGCUUUUUUUUUUCUUCACUUUUUCUACCUGCAGAAGCAACUGAAGCGAAGAGAGCAAGAAAAAUGGCUGAGAGUAUUAUCACCUUCUUCAUAGAGAAGCUGUCCGACUUGAUCACUCGAGAAGCAAAUUUCCUUACUGGAGUGGAUGAGCAGAUCGAUUCACUUCGUAACGAGCUCGAAUGGAUGCGUUCUUUCAUGAAAGAUGCAGAUGGAAGAUGCAAAGAUAAUGAAAGAGCAAGACUUUGGGUGAAUCAAGUAAGAAGCAUAUCUUACGAUGCUGAAAAUGUUAUUGAUGAAUUUAUCUUUAAAGUAGAGCGUCAAAGGCAGAGAGAAAGAGGUAUUGGACAAUUGAAGCUCCUCCAUGAUUUGGGAAAUGAGAUUGAAAAGAUCAAAAAGAGGAUUGAAGAAGUUUCAGCCAACAAAUCAAAAUAUGGAAUUGAAACUUUACAAUUUGGAGAACCAUCAAGUUCUUCGCAACAGAGUUCUUCGUCGCGGAGGCAGAGGAGGACCCCUGUGGUGGUGGAGGAAGUAGAUGUGGUGGGAAUUGAAGAUGAAGCAGAAAAACUUGUGAGGCAACUGAUCCAAGGUGAGCCACAACUUUCCAUCGUUUCAAUCGUUGGUAUGGGUGGCUUAGGAAAGACAACUCUUGCUAAGAAAGUCUAUAACUGCAAUGAUGUUAGUAGACAUUUUGAGUGUCAUGCUUGGAUUUAUGUGUCUCAAGAAUACAACAUUAGAGAGCUCUUGGAGGGUUUGCUGGAUCAAGUUGUUGAGCUCAAUAAAAAGCAACAAAGGGAAGUGGCUCAGAUGACUGACCAUAAGUUGCAGAGGGAGCUCUUUGGGUACUUGAAGGAAAGGAGAUAUCUGGUGGUAGUUGAUGACAUUUGGAAUGAAGAAGCUUGGGACAGUUUGAAAGCUGUUUUACCUGAAGCAACAACAGGAAGUAGAGUGAUGGUUACUACUCGCAAUAAAGAGGUUGCACUUCAUGCAGAUAUGGAAAGCUUACCACAUGAAUUGCGAUUUUUAAGCGAAGAAGAGUGUUGGACAUUGUUUUGCAAGAAAGCUUUGCCUAAGAAUGUCCCACCUGUUCUGUCUCCCGAGUUGCAGAAAGUGGGAAGAGACAUUGUUGCUAAAUGUGGAGGUUUACCUCUUGCUGUUGUUGUAUUAGGUGGAUUAUUGUCAAGGGAAGACAGAAUCCCAAGUGAAUGGGCCAAAGUACUCAAGCGUAUCAAUGGGAAAUUCUGCGAAGGCCAUGAUCAGAUCACAAGAAUUCUAGCUCUAAGCUAUGAUGAUCUGCCCUACCACUUGAAAUCAUGCUUCCUCUAUUUAGGUGUUUUCCCUGAAGACCAUGAAAUACCUGCAAGGAAAUUAAUCCAACUCUGGGUUGCAGAGGGACUUGUACAACAGAGAGGCAACGAAACAAUGGAGGAAGUAGCAGAAGACUAUUUGGAGGAGCUGAUUGGUCGUAGUAUGGUUCAAUCGUCAAGGAGAUCCAGUGUUGGGAUCAAAACAUGUCGCAUCCAUGAUAUGCUACGGAAUCUCUCCAUAUCAGAAGCCAUGGAAGACAAGUUUCUAGAUAUUCGCCAAAUUAUAGACUUUGAAUCCCCAGUUCGAGCACAUCGACUAAUUGUAUAUGGCGAUCUUCGUAAGUAUAUCUCCUUGAACCAUAACUGUCCCACACGAUAUCUUCGAUCUAUCUUUUGCCACAACACACAAUUAUAUUACGAAAAUUUCUCUCGACGACAUUGGAGAUUUCUCUGUGGUGGUUUUAGGUUACUCAGGGUGUUGGAUCUCCCACAGUUGGAAAUCACUGAGUUGCCACAUGAAAUAGGUGAAAUGAUUCAUUUGAGGUUCUUGGGGUUGAGAGGUAACUACUUAACAAGUCUCCCAACAACCAUAUGCAAUCUUAUCAAUCUACAAACACUUGACAUAAAACCUACCUAUGCGUUGGCUCCCUGCAUGCAAGAUAUACCCAAUGCUAUCAGUGAGAUGGAUCAAUUAAGACAUUUGCAUAUGAAUUGGGGGAGGAUAUUAGGUCCAUCAAGAAUUGAAAAUCUAAGAAACCUGCAAACUUUGUCAGAAAUUGAAGCAGGCAGUUGGAUUGAGGAUGGCUUGGCCCAGUUGACAAAUCUUCGGAAACUAGUAAUACGAGGGGUCUUCAAUUCACACAGGGAGGCAUUGUUAAAUUCUAUUGUCCAUUUAGAGAACCUCCAAUCUCUGUGUUUGUCAACUUGCACGUUCAACGAUGACAAAAACAUUUUGCCAACCUUGAUAUUCUCAAAUCAUGUUCAUCUUUAUAAGCUGCAGCUGCUUGGAAGAUUAGAGAAGUUGCCAAACUUACAUGAGUUCCCUCAAAACAUCACUCACUUAAAUUUGCAGGGAUCCUGCUUGAUGCAGGACCCAAUGGCAACACUAGAGAAGUUGCCACACCUACGAACUCUUGUAUUGUGCUACAAAAUGUACAGGGGAAAGAUACUGGUCUGCUCUACAGGAGGGUUUCGUGAGCUCCAAGAACUGGAACUUAUUGAAUUAACUGAAUUAGAGGAGUGGAGGGUAGAGGAAGGGGCAAUGUCUAGCAUCAAGCGUGUUAAACUCUUUGCUUGCUUAUGCCUGAAGAUGCUUCCAGAAGGGUUUCAGUAUAUGACCACACUCAAGGAAUUGGAACUUAUCCUAAUGCAGGCUAUUAAAGCUAGGAUUCUCCCAGAAAAUGUUGGAGAGGAUUGGUACAAGAUCCAACAUGUACCAUUGGUUGUUAUAAAGGACAGUUAUUCUCGAGGACCGAGAAGCUAUUGAGAUUGUUAUCUGAUUCUAAAAGAGGAACUAAUGCAAUAAGUUUUCACACUUAUGUCAUGAUUCACAAUCAAUCUAGUUCUUUUGUGUUUGCAUUUGAUAGAUCUAAGGGUUCUAUUAGUGGUGUAGUCUCAUCUAUGUCUGAAUGGCUCAGUUGUCCAAUAUAUUGCUGUCUUGAAUGAUAUGGUGUAAUAAGAUUGUAAUUGUAAUGAAUAAAAUAGUUAUCUAUUUGCCC